This is a messenger RNA of Belonocnema kinseyi, 939 nucleotides long. It is a transcript of the gene Ddrgk1, whose product is annotated as DDRGK domain-containing protein 1. NCBI's taxonomy places the organism in Eukaryota, Metazoa, Arthropoda, Insecta, Hymenoptera, Cynipidae. Bases 20 to 919 code for a protein of 299 amino acids. The record is from RefSeq and is a predicted model, not a curated record. The transcript is spliced from 2 exons.
UCACUGUGUAAUUUGACGUAUGAGCGAAGUGUCUCCAGUAAUUUCAAGAAUGGAUCUUCUUCUGCUUCUGUCCCUUGCAGUGAUUAUUGUUGUUUUAAUUGUUGGAUUGACAGUAUUGUCUCGCAAAGGUUCAAAAAAAUCAAAAGUUGAUCCACCAGUACAAGGACCUCCUGGUCAACGAGUUCGCCGAGUUGCGGGAGUGAGAAAUGCUCGACAGCGAGUCCGAGGAAAUGAACCUCAACCACAAGUCGAUCAUGCUCCGCAAAAUAGAUCCGAUGACGAGGAAAACCUCGAGGGGGAGGAAAAAAGUGACCUCGCUGAUGGAAAAUUAGGGGCGAAGAAGAGGGCAAAAUUGGAAGCAAAAGCUGAAAAGAAAGCUCAGAGGGAAAUUCUAGAUCGUGAGCGAGAGGAUCGAAAAAAAAGGGAGCAAAUACUUCAAGAGGAAAGAGAUAAGCAGAGUGAAAAGGAACGCGAGGAAGAGAAACGAAAAGAGGAAGCUGAAAAGAAAGCCAGAGAGGAAAAAGAAAAACAAGAGUACGAGGAAUAUUUGAAAAUGAAGGAGGCCUUUAGUGUUGAGGAGGAAGGCUUUGAGGAAAAGGACGAGGAAGAACAGAAGAAUUUAUUGCAGGAUUUUAUAGAUUAUAUUAAACAGAAUAAGGUUGUUAUUUUGGAGGAUCUCGCUGGUCAUUUUUCGCUAAAAACAGCGAGUGUUAUCGACAGAAUUCAUGAUCUGCAGGCUAGUGGUACGUUGACUGGAGUCAUUGAUGAUCGAGGAAAAUUUAUUUAUAUUUCGCAGGAAGAACUCGAAGCUGUCACGAAAUUUGUUCGGCAACGAGGUCGAGUUAGUAUUACUGAAUUAGUUGAACAUUCCAAUCGAUUGAUUAAUUUAAAACCUUGCAGUGCGGUAGAGGCUCAAUAAAGUUUAUUUUUACAUUUAAA